Molecule: messenger RNA, 1134 nt
Organism: Acanthoscelides obtectus
Lineage: Eukaryota; Metazoa; Arthropoda; Insecta; Coleoptera; Chrysomelidae
Source: the annotation of a GenBank genome assembly
AUGUUUAAAUUAAGUAUUGAGCGUCUAACUGAAGAUGAACUUGAAUAUGAGAUUCAGAUUAGAGGGGUCUCGGAAUCAGGUACGGUUGAUGAAUUAAGAAAACGUGUUAGAUCCUUAAUUCUUUUAGAAAAAACUGCCAGUAGGGAACAUAGAUUUACUAUAGAGAAACCAGGGGAUGAACUGGCAGAAUGUGAUAGAAAAGUUAUCGAGCUAAGAGGCUUAAUUUCCUCUUACUCUGGAGCAGGAAAAUCUGAUCUCAAAAUCGAAACUAAAUUACCUCACUUAACUGCUAGAAUAGACAGAAUUCCAGACAGUUUAGAAACAAAGGAAACAUUUUUACGAGAAUUGCAUUUAGACCAAACUAAGUUGCGCCUUGAGGAGUUCAAACCUCCAAAGGAGGGUGGAUUAUGUCUGGAACCUAAGCUUGACUAUAGCACAAAACGCAAUUUUAGAAAAGAUACCUCAUUUUUGAAUGAAGCUGAGAUCAAUUAUCGUAAUAAUAUCCCAGGUACUAGUAGUAUCAAAAGCAAAAUGAACUACUGUAUCAAGAAUAGCAAAGUAUCUCCUACCGAAAUUGACGGCAUCAAAAGAAGUAUAAAAGAUCAUCAGAGGCAAGUUAACGCUCUAGAUGAAGGACCACAGAUAACAAAUGCGGAGGAGAUUCAAACUCACUCGCCAAGUGAGCACCCCGUUGCACAUGAAGAAGAAAACAUGCACGAGAAAUCCUUCCCUGCACAAUGCAGCCGCGAAUAUGAACAGGUCUUAAGAGAGUACGAGUUGCUUUUGAAGGAUAGCACGACUACGAAACAAAGACUCAAUAAGCUAAGGUUGGACCACAAAUUGAAGGCAGAGAUAACGAAAUACAAUGAAUUCCUAGAAGGAUUAUUGGAUAAACACCGUUUGAGCCUAUUUGAGUUGAAUACCCUUAUUUAUGUCAUAGCAAGAAAAAUAACUGAAACCAUCAUAAAAAGAUCAGCGACAACGAGCACUAAUAGAAAAUCAAACAACGGUAAGGAAUGGAAAGGCAGGCUAAAAGCUAAGAUCCAGAACUUAAAGAAGGUCCUGUCUCGGAUUUCGGAACUCAUGGAUUCUAAAAAGUCUGCAACUUGUCGGUGUGAACGACAAAAUCAUUGA